Messenger RNA from Sclerotinia trifoliorum, 3526 nucleotides. NCBI's taxonomy places the organism in Eukaryota, Fungi, Ascomycota, Leotiomycetes, Helotiales, Sclerotiniaceae. The record is from the annotation of a GenBank genome assembly.
UAACCUUAUAUCUGAUCCUCGAAUGUAUUAAAUAAUAAAAUAAUUCAUCACCGCAUUUGACUGCAACUCAUACUCAUUUUGAUACGAGAUAGCCUAGCAUGUACCAAAGUAACGAAUAAAUCUACAUCAUCUAUGUUCUCGACCUCACAAGGAUACUUUCAAGAAUCAUCUUUUUUUUUGACAUCGGGUCCACAGCUUUCCGCUUUCUAUUCAAACCUUCACUUCACUCUAUUCCAAGUUCUACUUAGUUACUUUUAAUUCAUAACGCACUACAACAUUACAAUACUACUUACAAUAUUGCCUAAAACUCGGCAUCGACUUCUGCUGUGGCAUUCUUCCGAAUUCCAUCUGUAUAAUAUCUAUCAUUCAUUAUCUCUAACCUUCAAAAAUCCCUUGUCGUCGGCCAAUGUUAUUGGGAAUACGGAAAUAUAACAAGAGAAUCUUCUGCGAAGGUUCGCAACAUACUCAAUCGUGGCGGUAUACAAUCAGCCUUAUCUUGCGCCAGGAUUUGAUCUGGAAUAUCAUUAUCUUCAACCAGACCCGUCGCCACUAUAUUCGGGCUCUGCCAGUACCGUAUCGGAUUUGACUAUCAUCGGCGAUCAGCAAUACGCUUCACCAAAUUAUCCCAUUGGCGACAACAGUCCCAGACCUACGAAACGUCAGAAGGUUGAUGGGAAGCCUAGGCAGAUUAAAAUUCGAGCGAAUAUAAAUAAUCAGAUGCCAGGAAAUGAUGCGUCUUCCGCAACUGCUGCGGAGGCUUCUACGGUUGCUGCAAAUAAACCAAAAAGAGUGCGAACGGGAUGUUUGACAUGCAGAGAAAGACAUUUGAAAUGUGAUGAAGGAUUACCAAAUUGUCUAAAUUGCCGGAAAUCAAGUAGGGAAUGUAAGAGAGGGGUACGGUUAAAUUUUAUCGAUACUCAGAUCAAAUCACCACCAAUCAUCCCUCCUACGGCAGAUUGGUCAGGUUAGUAGCUCAAAGGCUCUUUUUCACCAUGUAUUUACUCACGAAUAUUCAGUCCAAUUCCAAGAUGAGUCCCGCGAAAUAGCUUCAGAAUACAAGGGCGGCUUGAGUCGAUAUGCUCACAUCGAUCAGACGAUUACUCCUCCUCGAGAACCACCCACUGAGUAUCCUCUAAGGCCCGUGGCCAUUGAUCCUAUGAUGCAAGAGAAUGCACUACCACCAAUACAAACUACAGGUUCUUUCAUGGAAAGUAAUCUUGGGGUGAAGCAAGAUAUGGCACCUUUGGCACAUUCUAGACAAACAAGUCGACAUUUAUCGCAUGCCGGGAGUGAGGGUUCCAGUUAUUUAACUGCGCCCACUGCAUAUAGCACUUCCGAACAAAUCAUCACACCACCUAAUGAAACUCGAGAUUAUCUCACCUCACCGGAAGAAGUUUUAUUCAUGCAAGUUUUCGUUGAAGAGGUUGGAUUAUGGAUGGACAGUAUGGAUCCGAUGAAGCACUUUUCUAGGAUAUUACCGUUCCAUUCUUUAGGGGAGCCUAUGCUUCUCAAUGCUUUCCUAGCAUGUGGAGCUCGACAUUUGACUCUUGUUAAUCCUAUUUACCAGGAGGACAAAGCAUUAUAUUAUUACGAUACAGCCACUACUCAAUUGUUAAGAUCGUUACAGAAUCCCGAUCGAGAUACUGUCAUUUGUGCAACUACAGCUGUCAUCCUGAACGUUUACGAGAUCAUGUCCGAAAGAGCGAUGCAACGUAUGAACCAUAUUGCCGGAGCACGAGCUUUGAUCAAGGAAUGUGGAUGGAAUGCACGAAGUACUGGUGUAGGAGCUGCGUGCUUUUGGCUUAAUGUUGGCAUGGAAUUGCUCAGUUGUCUUCAUUUCAAUUGGCAAGUAGCUUGGGAGCCGGAUCAGUGGGGAGUUGACAUGGACUUUUCAAGGGAGUUGGAAGUUGGACGAGAGGAAGUCUGGGUUUAUCGAAUGUUAUACAUCGUUGGUAAAAUCGCGAAUUUCAGGGCCUCGAUUCCACGAUUUCAGGAGGCUUCACCACACGAUGAGCAAAUUCGAUUGCAAUCUAGGUAUGCGGAGUGGCAAAGGUUAAAGAAUCUUUGUGAUAGCUGGAAUAGUAGUAUACCUCGGACUAUGCACCCCAUGGCUUAUUUGUAUCCGUCACAGACCACUUCGAAAUCCGCCUUCCCGGAAGUCUGGUGAGUAUCUUUUUAUUAGGUUGGGUGUACAAAGUAACCAUACUAAUCUAAGAAUUGCAGGCUUCUCAAACGUGCCACGAUCGUUGGUAGAUUGUUCUACCACACAGCAAUGUGCCUUCUCCCUCAAAUUAAUCCGUUAUUGAGCCCAGAAAAUGAAGAGAUGCAUGAAAUGCAACAAAAUCAUUCUCAUUCUAUAUGUGGCAUUGUGGCACAUGUCAAGGAUAGAGGAGUGGCUAGUGUAGCACUUCGUUCUUUGGCUAUCGCUGCUGAAUGUUUAGUUGUUCGACGUGAACAAGAGGAAGUACUCGAUAUAUUUGAGAAAAUUCGAAAAGAGACUGGUUGGAGAGUGGGAUUCUUAAAUAAAGAACUCAAAUCGAAGUGGGGUUGGCCAGAUGAAGCGGCACAGCAACAACAAAUGAUGGCACAAUCGAGUUCCUUGUCACAAUUCUUCCCUUCUAACACACAAGCAGCGACCACGAAUUUACCACCUGCACCACCAAGACCGUCGAUUCCCAGUGGUAUCUUGAAUCCUCUUCUGAAAACUGCAGAUUUCUCCCUACCAAAUCAUCCAUACCAACAAUAUUAUCAACCACCGAAUACUACCAAUCAAUUUACUCAUACAUAUCUUUGAAUGCUGUACCUUAGACUUCAGACGACCAUUUUACUUCCACGUUCACUCUUCAUUGAUUAAUUCCUCUUGAAAGCUUAUUGAAAUGAUACUCGGGAGGACAAACCGGAAGAAAGCAACUUUGCGUAUGGAUUAAACGGCACGAAAUGAAACUUAGCGUUACGAAUUGGGUGACAUUCCUGUCAAAUAGGCGUUUAAGGAAUAAAUAAUCAACAUUAGGUGGGCGACUCGAUAGAGUCUUGUUCUUGAACAUAACCUUGGAGUUGGAAGGAAGGAGGUUUUUGUCCAGCGUUGUUCUUGGAUAGCGCAGCAUCAUAAACCGGGAGAGGCUUGCACAAUAGGGUGUUAUGUUGAAUCAUAUUUCCCAAUGCUAUAGCAAUGAUAUCAAUGGGAGUAUAUCCGAUAUUAUAGACCCCUUCUUGGAAAAGUUUUGAAAUCAACAUACAAUUUCAUAAUGUUAAUGAGGCUAUCACAACUUUUGCCCUUUGGUAUCGGGAUAACUGAAAUUCAAAGUAUUGCUAAACAAUCAUCAAUCGAAGAGGAAGUAUAUUCCACACAAAUAAAUAAGUACUAGGUAGGUAAUCAAAAAAUUCAUUGGAAAAAGAAUCUGGAUUGGUGGAUGCUAAAAAAUUACUUUUCAUAGAUACAUCCAUCCAUACCCAAUAUUAGUCAUCUGAAGUAAGGUUAUUGACAUAGUAUCUACCAAUCAUAGGUUAUAGGACAAGGUUACAUGUG